CCUCCUCCUCCUCCGUAGAGUCUCCUCCGCUGGGGAAGCCACUGGGCUGUAAAUGGUGAAGUCCUCUUCCUCGGAAGAAAGCAGAGGGCGGAAUAAGGAGCUCUCGGUACAAACUAGUAGACACCGAAGCAGGAAAUUGGAGUGCGGACCCAGUUUGGAAAAGACAAUAAAAAUACCAAUAUUUGCCCCACCCGUGGCACACUUUUGGCUGAGGAACCUGCAGAGCCUGUCUGAGCCUGCCAGCAACAGCAGGUUUAGUGGAAGACAGACCUGUAGUGUGCAAUGGCUCUCUUGACCCUGCACAGGAUCCCAUCCAUCGCCACCGCUCCAGAUGAAAGUCUCCAAAGACGAGGGAGACUUCAGAAAAGGGAGAGCUUUGCCCUCGUGAAGGGGGCGGUGCUUCUGCUGGAAGAAGGCGAGGAUGUGGGCCUUCACAAUGAGACCUCUCACUCUCCGACUUCUCCCGGAAAGCAAGGUGGCGGAGCGCCGGACACACGGCACAGGCACCUCCAUGCCAUGAUUGAACAGCUCAGACCGGAAGAUACCAUCAAGCUGGCAGUGCAGUUGGAGUCCAUCAGCCCCGUCAGAGUCAGGUAUCUGAUCGUUGUUUCCACCCUUGGCAGCAAACAGGAGAGCAUCCUGUUGGGAAUGGAUUUCCCCAACUCAGACAGCAAUGAGUGCACCAUCGGCCUGGUUCUGCCGAUAUGGAGUGACACGCAGGUGUAUCUGGAUGGAGACGGUGGUUUUAGUGUGACCUCAGCAGAAGAGACCAGAAUCUUUAAGCCUGUUUCCAUGCAGACCAUGUGGUCAGUGCUGCAGGUGUUGCAUGGCUGCUGCGAGCGGGCGGUCAAGGCGGCGUUGAUCCCGGGCAGUGGCCUGGAGUGGGCCCAACACUACCACAGGCUCAUCGAGUCCGAUCGCUUCUGCCUCAACGAGUGGGAGGCCAUGAAUGACCUGGAGUCAGUCCGCAAGGACGUUAGCGGACAGAGUUCGGCAGACAGAAUCUCCAACGAGAGGCUGAUCAAAGAGCACCUGAGGGACAUUAUGAGGACUGAGGACCUGGACAACCUCACAUCUAAAAUGGUGCACUCUGCCCUGGAGACGAGGAUAGGCUUUGACAUGAGUCCUUACAAGGAGUACAUCGACAACGAGAUCCUGGUCACCAUGGCUCAGAUGGACAAACCCUCUAAAAUAUUUGACUAUCUUUAUCUGGGCUCUGAGUGGAACGCAGCUAACUUUGAGGAGCUACAGAAAAACAACAUCGGCUACAUCCUGAAUGUGACGAGAGAGAUUGACAACUUUUUCCCAGAGUCGUUCGCUUACAUGAACAUCAGAGUGUAUGAUGUUGAAGCCACCGACCUGCUCUCUCACUGGCCGGACACAUACAACUUCAUCAACAAUGCGAGGAAGAGUGGACAGGCGGUGUUGGUGCACUGUAAGAUGGGCAUUUCUCGCUCUGCAUCCACGGUGAUCGCCUACGCCAUGAAGCAGCAGCGCUGGCCGCUGGAUGUGGCGUUGGCCUACGUCAGGGACCGCCGGUCCAUCGUUAAGCCCAAUGAUGGCUUCAUGAAGCAGCUCCAGACCUACAGUGGCAUCCUCAAUGCAAGCCAGCAGCGUCACAGCGCACUCUGGAGGCGAAAGUCGAGAGACCAAAGACAAAAGUCAGUACGCGAGGAGGAAGGGAAGCCAGGAGAGGAGGAGGAAGAGGAAGAGGAAGAAGAUGAGGGACUUGAUGAUGAGGAGGACGUAGAGAGUCCUGAUGAAAAAGAUGAAUCAGAGGAAGAAGCUGAGGUGUUUGAAGAACCUGGCCCAGCCUCUGACACCAACCAGGAACCUGGAGAGACAGGUGUCAAUCCCAUAAUUACUGUAGAUCAACCAGAUAAGGUCGCUCCCAGUGUUAAUCGCAGCGGCAGGAUGAAUCUCUUCUCCCUCAUGCAGUCCAUCAGUGAACUGGAUGAUGUAGAUAAGGGAUCUGAACAGCUUCCCGGCAGUCCGAGGCGAUCUCCAGGACAGCGGAGGCGAAGCCACGGGCGGCGAGGUCUGAUUCACCAGAGAGCAUGUGUGGACGUUUCACCCGAACCACGCAGCCUGCAGGACGCCGCUCAGAGCAAAACCUAAGGUGAUCCAAGACCUGCACAAAGAGCAGGGAGGGAGAGGAGGGUCCUGUAAAGGGGGCAGGGAAGAGGAAAAACAUGGUGGGGAAAAAGUAUAGAACAUGAGACCUGAAGGAAAGCGCACUCCGGUAACAUGCCAAGGUUUUUAUACACUGCUACACUCGGGCUCUGCUGUAUAUUUCAGAUUAUUUAGACCUGGAAAGUUUUAAUUUAUGUUCUGAAGGUCAUUUUUCGCUGCAUUGUCGUUGCAUUUCUCUGUUCAUAAUUAUUAUAACUGAUGGUUCACUGUUGAUGAAAGGAUCUUGCUGCAGUAUUUCUACACCAGUCAAAGCCAGGAUAUCUGAUUGAUGCGUUGUUGUAUUAUUAUGGUUUACAGUGUUUUUACAACAUAUCCCACCACAUACAGAUGUACCGGUCUCUCCCUCCAUGUAGCAACCUUUUCCUCCAGCCCCCUCAUUACCUCUUCCCUCUUCCCUUCUUCAGCUUUUGUAUUACCACUCCACAGAUUAUAUCUAUGCAAUUACUGUUCUCUUUUACUGUUCUAUGUAAAUAUGAGGCUGUACGCUGCCAACCGGAGGUAGACAGUUUUAAAUGUUUUUCAUAUUCUCUCUCUCAUCAGAAGUCUUUUUCACAGACGUACAUUGCUCAUGUGGAAGGAUUUUACUGUGUUUAAGCUGUGCAUUACGGACCAAGUUAGGGCCAGUUUUGUGGCACGAGCCCGUUUGCCAAACAGUGUGUUCCAACGUGCCAAUGAAUAUCUAUUAAGUUGAGAAUCUUUAUCACAUCAGUGUGUUAAAAGAAACCAGUGUCACCCAUUAUAUUUUUAUUCAUUCUUUUGAAACACCAGGGCUGAAAGAGUGCCUUCAACCUGAGAGUGAAAUACGACUCUAUGACUGGUGUUUUUAAUGUUUUUACGAGGUGGUGGCUGAAUGUAUAUGUAUCUUCUACUGUUUCUCACUCGGUUUGACUGCAGUAUAAAUGUGACUUCCCAAGAUUUUGCAUGUAUGCAUAAUGCAUAUAUAUAUAUAUAUAUAUAUAUAUAUAUAUAUAUAUAUAUAUAUCCAGUAUAUAUGUAUCCACACAUAAUUGCUGAUGAACUGGGUGCAUGUUAUGUAUUUUUAUACCAGCCUUUGAGAGCAAAUUGUUCAGGGUUUUCUCAUGUAUUUAUAUACAUUAAUGGAUCAAGGUAAAUUAUUCACUAUAUUGUUUUUAGAUUCAUGAUCACCAGAUGCUGAUGUGGAACAUUUGUUAUUUCAUGCUGGUAUUACUUUUUAAUCCAGUGAACCCAAGCUAUAGCUUGUUUUACAUUUACCCUGCAUGCUAACCGUUAAAAAAAGAAAGAAAAAAAAUGAAAAUCAUGCACUUUAUAAUCCCACAAUACACUGUUCCCACUGCCUGAGCCAACGUCACGCUGUACUAUGAUCAAAAUGAUCAAAGAUCUUUCUUUUUUAUUCUUAAAUCCACAUGUCUAUGCCUGGUUGUGUUAAGCUCUCCACUGUCUGCACCUCACUCUUGUUUACAACAAGCACUAUGUGAAAAAUAAAUAAUUAUCCCCAAACCAA
Messenger RNA from Lates calcarifer (barramundi perch), 3676 nucleotides. RefSeq names its product protein phosphatase Slingshot homolog 3. Gene Ontology annotation, cellular component: cytoplasm. The transcript is spliced from 17 exons. Bases 283 to 2118 code for a protein of 611 amino acids. Gene Ontology annotation, molecular function: protein tyrosine/serine/threonine phosphatase activity; actin binding. The record is from RefSeq and is a predicted model, not a curated record. Gene Ontology annotation, biological process: protein dephosphorylation; actin cytoskeleton organization; negative regulation of actin filament polymerization. NCBI's taxonomy places the organism in Eukaryota, Metazoa, Chordata, Actinopteri, Centropomidae.